Podospora anserina S mat+ is the source of this 945-nucleotide messenger RNA. RefSeq lists its product as uncharacterized. Lineage: Eukaryota; Fungi; Ascomycota; Sordariomycetes; Sordariales; Podosporaceae. The coding region runs from base 1 to 945 and encodes 314 amino acids. The transcript has 2 exons. Gene Ontology annotation, molecular function: hydrolase activity. The record is from RefSeq and is a predicted model, not a curated record. Gene Ontology annotation, cellular component: extracellular region.
AUGAUGUUCAAGUCCCUUCUUGGUUUCGCCGCCAUGGCGCAGACCGCCUUUGGUGCUUCUCUGCAACAGGUCCAAAACUUUGGCAACAAUCCCACCAGAAUCCAGAUGUACAUCUACGUCCCGGAUCGCGUGGCCACCAACCCUGCCAUCAUUGUGGCGGUAAGUACUUGGAACACGCCCUCCUGUUUCGCGGACUGUUUGCUGACGAUGGGUGUUGUUCCACAGCUUCAUCCUUGCGGAGGUACUGGCCAGCAGUGGUUCAGCGGCACCAGACUGCCCUCGUUCGCCGACCAGAACGGCUUCAUCCUCAUCUACCCUAGCACCCCGAACCAGAGCAACUGCUGGGAUGUCCACAACCCUGCCAGUCUUACCCACAAUGGAGGCGGCGAUGCGGGUGGCAUCAUCUCCAUGGUCAACUACACUCUUGACCGGUACAACGGCAACCGGGAAAAGGUCUAUGUCAUGGGCUUCUCCAGCGGUGGCAUGAUGACAAACGUGAUGGCUGGUUCCUACCCCGAGGUGUUCGAGGCUGGUGCUGCCUACUCUGGCACCGCCCACGCCUGCUUCGCUGGUGCCGGUGGAGCUACCCCCUUCAGCCCCAACCAGACCUGUGCCCAGGGUCUCCAAAAGACUCCCGAGCAGUGGGGUGCCUUUGUCCGCAACUCGUACCCGGGAUACAACGGCCGUCGUCCCCGUAUGAUGAUUACCCACGGAAACGCCGAUACUCUUGUUCGCCCGCAAUGCGCCACUGAGGCGUUGAAGCAGUGGUCAAACGUCCUUGGCGUAUCGCUCACCCGCCAGGUCCAAGGUGUUCCCUCAUCGCAAUUCACUCAGCACAUCUAUGGCGACGGUACCAAGCUCCAGGGCUUCUUUGGCAAUGGUGUUGGACAUGCUCCCUCUGUCGACGAGCAGACCCUGUUGAGAUUCUUCGGCUUGAUCGCUUAG